This is a messenger RNA of Cladocopium goreaui, 1458 nucleotides long. NCBI's taxonomy places the organism in Eukaryota, Dinophyceae, Suessiales, Symbiodiniaceae. The record is from the annotation of a GenBank genome assembly.
AUGGUGAUUCUGCACGUCGAUGGACGGAAGCCCGAAGAAGUCAAGGUACAAGACUUGCGCCGCAGCGAUCACUAUCCGCUGCCCCAUUUGCGCCUGCAGCUGCACUGGGGUUCUUUGGCAGCCAGUUGUAGCACGGCGCAGGGUGCCUUGCUGAGUGUGGAAGAUAAGGAAGAACGAAGAGGUCAGAACAACUCCAAGCCCAACUCAACACAUGUGGAGGUGUUGCCAGGGCUCGGGGCUCCGUUUUUCAACAGGGAGAAGGAGGCUAUGCCGAACGAGGAAAGUUCCAGGAAAGCACAUCCAAAAUACUCAGUGAACUCGUGCGGGCUGCGGGGAGUGUACUUCAAGCAGGUGAAGAUCAGUAAGGCUGGCAUCUCCAUCAUCGAAGAGUUACCACCGCCAGGUGAACGCCGGCCACGGGAGUUGUUGUUCUGCAACUUGGAGCUGGUUCGUUUGGAUUGGAAGAAGGACUACCAGGCAGCGUGCUGCCCAGCGUUGCCCGUUACGGUGGAUGUGAUGGAUCAACAAUUAAAACUGGCCAUCUCGGGGGCUCAGGUGGACUGCCAACUUCCGGGGCGCAGUGACGCACGGAGCGAUCGCAAGAGCGACCACACCCUGGGAGGCGUCACCGGACAGGAGCUUCCAGCCGUGAUCUUGGCGAACCGCGGCCAGGGCGACCGCGCCUUCCUCUCCUUGCAGAUCAAGCGCUGCGUGUCCACCUCGGGCGAUUACUUGUUACCCUUUGUGAACAUGGCCAUGGAUUCCGUGGAUCUGACCUUGGAUGAUGGAUGGCUGGAUCCCUUGCAGGUCUGGGCCGCACAGCUCUCCACUGGUGCCUCUGCAGGGCGUUCCAUGCAACGCUUCCAGUGCUUGGCCGAGACCGCUGGGAAGCCGGUGCUGGAAGGUUAUACGCCACCACCUCUACCUGCCGUGAUUCAAGUGGACAACUUCUUCAUCUCCAAGGUGGAACUCACCGUUUGGUGCGCCUUGAAGCUGCGCACCGUGCGCUUCCUUCCGCAGUGGAUCCGAACGGCCAUUGGCAUGUUAUCCUUAAGUGGCGAGUUGACCUUGGAUGGUGUGGAGCUGAAACUGCCGGAACAGAAACUGCAACGCCAUCGCGGGUCCCUUACGGAUUUUCUGAGGAACCUGGGCAGUAUGUACGCCGUGAAUCUCCUGACGCAUGCCGCGGGCUUGCUGGGAAAGAGCUCUGUCCUGAACUUGCCGCGGGUUCCCUGGCGCAUCGGCAUGACGGCGUUCAGCUACGUCUCGGACUCCGUGGGUCUCCUCUCUGGUGAGGCCCCCUGCGGGCCUGCGGGCUGGGCUGGGCCCCUGCUUUCCGGGCUUCCUGCGGGGCCUGUUCUUGCUAUCAUAAAAAUCCAUCAAACAAAUAACAGUACAAACACUGUACAAACAUUAAAGCCAAGAGAUAAAACGUGUACUAAACAUGAUGAACUAUGA